AUGUCUCAAAAUGUACCAUUCAGAAUUAUACCAUCCAACAAUACACAUUUAUCGAAGUUGAAUGAGUUGCCACUUUUAUUUGAUGAUGGGAUGCAGUACAGUGGGUACAGAAGUAUUGUAUCUUACUUAUCAAGCAGGUAUGGGAAUGGAAACACAAUUCCACUUUUGGAGAACGAUAAAUUACUUGAUGAUAGCUUGAUAUCAUUCUUGGAAACCAAAUUAGAGGCUCUAAACAAGUACAACCUUUUCUCAAAUAGCAAAAACUAUGAAAACUAUACAAGAAAGUUGUUUUCGAAAUUUUUCCCAUUCCCAAUGAUGUACAACCAGGCUCUGAAUUUUUAUAACGAAGCCCAGCGUCAGGUACAAUUGUUAGGAUUGGGGGAGACUAAAUCAUCAUUUUUGAAUUUCACAAGCAGUGGUGACAAUACUCAGACAGAGUAUUUCAAUGGUGAGCUAGAUGAAGGUGCUGAAAACUCAAAGGCAAUUAGCGGUCUUCACGAAAAGUCUUUGAUGCAAAAAUCGGAGGCGAAGAAAGCUUUGAGAGAAUCCAAGAGUUCUAUGAGAUGCCUUAUAUUGGCAGAACAGUUCUUAGAGAGGCUCGAAAAGCUCAAGGCUGAGCAGAAUAAAGAAGGAAAAUUUACUUUUGGCGAUCUACCAUCAGCCGGGGAUAUUUUGUGCUUGGCUUACUUUUCCUCUCUAACUCACCCAAGCCUACCAGAUAGAUUUAUCAAUAAUUUUUUGACAACAAAUAACUCAGCUUGGUUUAGAUCCUACCUGGAUCGUUUACGAGAUGUACAAUUUGGUAGUCCUAAAGCUAGUGCAUUUAGAAAACCAACUGGAAAGGAAGUACCUAGUUUAUUUAAUGAGGUAGGCUAUUGGACCGGGCUAAUUAGCUAUUAA
Messenger RNA from Lodderomyces parapsilosis, 900 nucleotides. RefSeq names its product SAM complex subunit (gene SAM37). Gene Ontology annotation, biological process: mitochondrion organization. Bases 1 to 900 code for a protein of 299 amino acids. Gene Ontology annotation, cellular component: SAM complex. The record is from RefSeq and is a predicted model, not a curated record. NCBI's taxonomy places the organism in Eukaryota, Fungi, Ascomycota, Pichiomycetes, Serinales, Debaryomycetaceae. The transcript has a single exon.